Messenger RNA from Xiphophorus couchianus (Monterrey platyfish), 2480 nucleotides. RefSeq lists its product as uncharacterized. The transcript is spliced from 6 exons. Bases 881 to 1792 code for a protein of 303 amino acids. NCBI's taxonomy places the organism in Eukaryota, Metazoa, Chordata, Actinopteri, Cyprinodontiformes, Poeciliidae. The record is from RefSeq and is a predicted model, not a curated record.
AAAAAAAAUUGGACUGUGAUGCUAUUUUUGUUGGCUUUCAAUAACUUCUGUUAAAUGCCUGGUCCUUUAAUCAAUUCAAAUUCUCAUAUUCUAUCUUUAAAAAAAAAAAAAAAGACAAAAAAUUGAGUUAUAGUGCUAGCGCUUGGCCUUCGCAAGAUAUCGGCAUUAAAAAAACCCAAACUUUCCAAACUUGCUACAGGAUGGAUAGUAUUGUUAUCAAUUUUGGUUUUGCAUUGCUGUUGCCUUUCAGCAAGAAGAAGAAAAACCAUCUUUAAGGGGAGAAUCGAGAUCCUUCCGAGGAAAAUUCUCAACCGUAAUAAUCAGAGCAAAAAAUAUCAAUGUUUCUGAAAAUCAUAUCACCAAGCAAGAUAAAAAUUAUGUUUGUUAUGCCAUUUAAAAUCUUCAAACGUGUCAUAAAAAGUGGGAAACAAUGGGCCUAGAGCUAAAUGUAAGUAUAUUCCAUUCUCGUCUCAAAUUGCUGCGUCUCCUCUUACUCCUGGCUGCCACAGUAAGCCGUCUUCCCCCUAAACUCAAUCAGAAAGGUUUAUAGGGCUGAUUAGAUUAGCAUAAGCAGCUGGGAGUAGUUAAUGGUCUUUGCUGGUGUUGAUAAGUAACACUGACUAAUUGGCCCGGGCCGGCCGCAGAGAGCCGACACCGGCUCACAGGAACAGACUGAGACAAACAGAACUGGAUCGGCGCCGUGUGUGAGAUGCUGAGGCUCGGAUGCGAUGAAGAGAGAGCUUCUGGAUGCUCCUGGCCGAGACGUGGACUUUAACUGAGGGACGGGAUUUGACGCUACUUUAGCUCCCUGCUCAGGGGUCAUCAGAGGUCAACCACUGUGGGGUGCAACUUCACUCAGGUCAAAUUUACUGGCGUCAACAUGAAUCGGCACGCCUUCACGCCCCUCCCAGCCAGACCCCCGGCCUACCCACUGAUGGGAUACCAGGACAGAAAUUUCGGCCUGCAGCCUCCCGGACGAACACAGAGGCCGUACUUUGACAGAGCCUUUCACCAAGCAGCGCAGAAGUCCUCCAGAUCCGCAACAAGAAGCAGCAGCAGUUGUCUACAUGUCUAUAUUGCAUGGAGGAUUUAUUACCACAAACAACUCAAGAAAAUGCAUCAGAAAUCCCAAAGUCUUCCUCAGGAGACGGUGAUGAAAUUUCCAAUCACAAACCUGCUAGACUUGGAGCAGCCUAAACAACCCCAGCCCUCCCGCAGACGCCCAUAUUUAGAUUCUGCGUUUAGAAGCACAGCAGGAAGAGAAAAAGCAAUAAAUGCCGGCCAUAACCCGAGCGAUCAACCGGAACCUCACCCAUCUACACCUGCUUUCCGCCCCAAUGAGAAAGCGGAUCUGGAGAGACCCAAGGGCUGCCAAACCAACCCGACGAGCGGCUCCCUCGACAGGAAGCGGCACCCGGAGGGCUGCAGCUCCGACGGCGUGAAGAGGCUGAAGCAGGAAGACGAGCGGCCUGACCCGUCUUUAUUCACUGCACCUUCUACAGACCCUUCCACAAGCAGGAUGCAGGCUCAGCCAACGAGCAUCAGCAGGCUGUGCGCGUCCUGUUGCUGCACAUGCGUCUCUUACCCGGGUACAGAGCUGCAUCUCUACCAAACUGCAUCAUGGGAGCAAGCAUGGAGCCACAGAGUGGAUGUCCAUCUGAGGCAGAAAGUCUUCAAAGAGUAUUUCUGUGAGCGGUUUCCGCCUACGUUGGCACCUCAUGUUUACUCUCCUCUGGACUCUGUUUACCUUCCAGACCAGAACACGCCCCCGUCGUUUCUGUCCCUGCUGUAGAGCAUAACUCUCAUUCUGGCUUUUUUCCUUCUGGACUUCUAAAAACCAGAGAGCUGAUCGUUUCUACAACAGAGAAUGCUUGUAGUCCUUAAUCUGCUCUAAAUGUUUUGAUGACAAAUGUCAUUCCUCUAAAAACCAGGUUUCUACAAGAGAGCCAAAAAAGACUUUUUAAAAAAAAAAAAAUAGUCUCAGAAAUUUUCUAGAAAAAGUUGGAAAUUUGAUACAAAACAAACUUGGAGUUUCAAAAAUUGAGAACUUUCAACCAUUGAAAUUUCCAAGUUUUGUCUAGAAAAUUUCUAGAUUUUUUUUUUAAGAUCUACAAUGGCCUUAAUACGACAUAGUAGUUUCAUAUUCAGUUUUAAUUUGCUUUAAAAUAUCACUUUUAAGUUGUAAAGACACCCAUGGCUGGCUAAGAACACAAAUAUUAACCAGGAAUUCUCAUGCAUUGCAUUUCUUGGGUUCUUCGUUUGUUUUAUUUUGUUUUUUUUUAUUUGAUGGAGUACGAUUUUAAUACAGAUAUUCUGUUUGUUUUUUUUUAAGCCCAACCACUCAGCUCACAAAUACCUCCUAGCAUAAGGCAGGUUUCUCCAUUUUGCUAAUGGAGAAACAAGCAAAUAUCAAAAUGAAACCCUCAGACAAAACCACUUUAAAAGACUAAAUUAAUUUUGCUACUUAACUGUAGCAAAAU